CUCUAACCUCUUUCUUUUUCAGCCUCCAUUGACGAGUGGUCGGUUCGCUAAUUUGUAAUUUUGUACAAAACUCAAAAAAAAUGGAGAACGACGCCGGUGAGAAUGUUGAUUUGUACGUGCCCCGCAAAUGCUCGGCAUCCAACAGAAUCAUCCACGCCAAGGAUCACGCUUCGGUGCAAUUGAAUAUUGUGGAUGUGGAUCCCGAGACCGGCCGCAUGACCGAGAACUCCAAGACCUACGCAAUUUGCGGCGAGAUCCGUCGCAUGGGCGAGUCCGAUGAUUGCAUCGUCCGUCUGGCCAAGAAGGACGGUCUCAUCGCCAAGGUCUUCUAAAUAUGUAAAUACCAAGUGGUGGUAAUAAAACAAACUUCAUUUGUAUUUAAUAUAAGAUACUCAAAUUUUGUGUUUUCUUUUAAACCACUGGAAUAAAUGGAGAGACAAUUUCGAGGUAUCCAGCAAGAA
Scaptodrosophila lebanonensis is the source of this 461-nucleotide messenger RNA. RefSeq names its product 40S ribosomal protein S21 (gene RpS21). Bases 81 to 332 code for a protein of 83 amino acids. The record is from RefSeq and is a predicted model, not a curated record. Lineage: Eukaryota; Metazoa; Arthropoda; Insecta; Diptera; Drosophilidae. Gene Ontology annotation, molecular function: structural constituent of ribosome. Gene Ontology annotation, cellular component: cytosolic small ribosomal subunit; ribosome. Gene Ontology annotation, biological process: endonucleolytic cleavage in ITS1 to separate SSU-rRNA from 5.8S rRNA and LSU-rRNA from tricistronic rRNA transcript (SSU-rRNA, 5.8S rRNA, LSU-rRNA); endonucleolytic cleavage to generate mature 3'-end of SSU-rRNA from (SSU-rRNA, 5.8S rRNA, LSU-rRNA); translation. The transcript has 4 exons.